AUGCAAUUCAACACCUUCAUCGUCGCCACCAUCGCCGCUCUUGCGGGCGUCAGCAUUGCCAGGCCAACCGGAGACGCAGCCGGACCUCAUCGGGAGACUCAGAUCGGAGCCGCCGAGAAUAACACAACAACGAACGCACCGAUGAGACACUGGCCUAAGAUCAUGUCGCCCAAUACUGGCAACGGGAACGUCAAACACGGAUCCAACGAGGACCAAAGCCUUGAUCCCCGAAUUGACCGCUGCCCUUCAGUCUGUGCCGUCGCAGCCCAAGCAUGCGUCGUUGCUCUUCCGGAUGACGAAGACUUUUGCUGGGACACCUACGUCGGAUGCACCGACCGCUGCUAA
Messenger RNA from Aspergillus melleus, 345 nucleotides. RefSeq lists its product as uncharacterized. The record is from RefSeq and is a predicted model, not a curated record. The coding region runs from base 1 to 345 and encodes 114 amino acids. NCBI's taxonomy places the organism in Eukaryota, Fungi, Ascomycota, Eurotiomycetes, Eurotiales, Aspergillaceae. The transcript has 2 exons.